Messenger RNA from Dicrocoelium dendriticum, 255 nucleotides. The record is from the annotation of a GenBank genome assembly. NCBI's taxonomy places the organism in Eukaryota, Metazoa, Platyhelminthes, Trematoda, Plagiorchiida, Dicrocoeliidae.
AUGCUUUUUACAGAUACUCUUGUAGCACCGUUUUGUGUUCCACUUUUAGCGCGCUCAUCCACCACUGACCAUACUCUGUUUGUGCUUUUUUUCUCUUUGUUCAAGUGGUUGGAUUUCGGGUCUGGCGGUGGUCAAAAGCAAUCCGGCCAUCGGUGGGAUUGUUCUAGUCAUCGCUUGUCUGUUUACAGGUCUGACCGUCGCGUCCGCUUUCUACCUGAUACAGGUGCAUCACAUUUACCGAACUACCGGAGCUAG